Heterocephalus glaber (naked mole-rat) is the source of this 1357-nucleotide messenger RNA. It is a transcript of the gene Akr7a2, whose product is annotated as aldo-keto reductase family 7 member A2. The record is from RefSeq and is a predicted model, not a curated record. Lineage: Eukaryota; Metazoa; Chordata; Mammalia; Rodentia; Bathyergidae.
GCGCAGGCGCAGUCCGGAUGUUGCGCCCAACUUCUCGGGCUGUGAACCUCGCUGCAGUGUUCUGCGCUCGAAAUUCCGGGCUGACAGACUCCCGCACACUCCUCAUGUCCAAGUCGCCGCCGCCACGGGCCACCGCGGGUACCCCGGUCCAGCCUGCCACGGUGCUGGGUACCAUGGAGAUGGGGCGCCGCAUGGACGUGUCCGCCAGCGCUGCGUCCCUGCGCGCCUUCCAGGAGCGCGGCCACACGGAGCUGGACACGGCCUUCAUGUACAGCGACGGCCAGUCUGAGACCAUCCUGGGCGGCCUGGGGCUCGGGCUGGGCAACACAGAUUGCAGAGUGAAAAUUGCCACCAAGGCCAACCCUUGGGAUGGAAAGACACUGAAACCUGACAGCCUCCGGUCCCAGCUGGAGAAAUCAUUGAAGCGGCUGCAGUGUCACAGAGUGGACCUCUUUUACCUACAUGCACCUGACCGUGGCACCCCCGUGGAGGAGACACUGUGCGCAUGUCAGCAGCUGCACCAGGAGGGCAAGUUUGUGGAGCUUGGCCUCUCCAACUAUGCAGCCUGGGAGGUGGCCGAGAUCUGUACCCUGUGCAAGAAGAAUGGCUGGAUCCUGCCCACCGUGUACCAGGGCAUGUACAACGCCACCACCAGGCAGGUGGAAACAGAGCUCUUUCCCUGCCUCAGACACUUUGGAUUGAGGUUCUACGCCUACAACCCUUUGGCUGGGGGCCUGCUGACCGGCAAGUACAAGUAUGAGGACAAGGACGGAAAAAAGCCAGAGGGCCGCUUCUUUGGAAAUAGCUGGGCUGAGAUCUACAGGAAUCGGUUCUGGAAGGAGCAUCACUUCAAGGCCAUUGCCCUGGUGGAGAAGGCCCUGCAGGCUGCCUAUGGCACCAGUGCCCCCAGCAUGACCUCGGCUGCCCUGCGCUGGAUAUACCACCACUCUCAGCUGCAGGGCACCCGAGGGGAUGCAGUCAUCCUGGGCAUGUCCAGCCUGGAGCAGCUGCAGCAAAACCUGGCCGCAGUGGAGGAAGGGCCCCUGGAGCCAGCUGUGGUGGAGGCCUUUGAUCAGGGCUGGCACCUGCUUGCCCAUGAGUGUCCCAACUAUUUUCGCUAGGCGCCAGUAUGGCUUAAGGUGCCAAAGGUUUCUCUGUCUCUUUGAUUCUCUUACUGUGGCCAGUUUUCCCUAAGCUGACUUAGCAUAGACUUUCCCGAUUGUCUCAAUCAUGCAGUAUUUUCUAAAUUCCUACCCUGCUCCCUGUUCCUCUCACAACCUGGAAAAGCUGAGGUCCAUGAGUCCUACAUGAGCAUUUCUGUCUCAAUAAAGCAGGCCCUCAACCCAGGUGCAGUCCA